Aricia agestis (brown argus) is the source of this 1741-nucleotide messenger RNA. RefSeq names its product probable dolichyl pyrophosphate Glc1Man9GlcNAc2 alpha-1,3-glucosyltransferase (gene xit). Gene Ontology annotation, molecular function: dolichyl pyrophosphate Glc1Man9GlcNAc2 alpha-1,3-glucosyltransferase activity. Gene Ontology annotation, cellular component: endoplasmic reticulum membrane. The record is from RefSeq and is a predicted model, not a curated record. NCBI's taxonomy places the organism in Eukaryota, Metazoa, Arthropoda, Insecta, Lepidoptera, Lycaenidae. Gene Ontology annotation, biological process: protein N-linked glycosylation. Bases 136 to 1731 code for a protein of 531 amino acids. The transcript is spliced from 8 exons.
UACCUAAACCCAAAAUUUAGAUUUUAGAAUAAAUUAGGUUUAUCUUAGGAUUAAAAAUGCAGUUGAUGAAUAAAUACUGUUAAACUAAUUUGUCGACUGUACAUGAAACUUAUGCCAUAUUGAUUUAGAAAAUACAUGAAAAUGUUUACUCAGGUUAUGUUAAUUGUUUCAGCUGUAAAAAUGUUUUUUAUUCCACUAUACCGUUCAACUGAUUUUGAAGUUCAUAGAAAUUGGUUGGCUGUUACACACAGUCUUUCUAUGGAUCGGUGGUAUUUUGAUGAAACCUCUGAAUGGACUCUUGAUUAUCCUCCUUUCUUCGCAUGGUUGGAAUAUGCCUUGUCUCAUGUGGCAAAAUUUUUUGACCCUGGCAUGCUUGAGCUCGAAAAUUUAAACUAUGGCAGUCAAAUGACAGUGCUAUUUCAAAGAUUGUCUGUUAUUUUUUUGGACUUUCUGUUCAUUGUAAGUGCUAGGAGGGUCUCCAAUCUUGUAAGUAGAGGAAAAUUAUUGGCAUUUUUAUUGCUGAUGUCAAACCCAGGGCUACUGAUGAUAGAUCAUAUUCAUUUCCAAUACAAUGGUUUUCUCUUUGGGUUUUUACUGUAUUCAAUAGAAAGUAUGAUCAGUGGUAGUCACAUUUCAGCUGCCAUAUGGUUUGCAGUUCUGUUGAACUUUAAACAUAUAUUUUUAUAUGUUGCCCCAGCGUAUGCUGUAUAUUUAUUGAGGGCAUACUGUUUCACAGUCUCAUCUAAUGAUGGUACGCAUACCGCUUGGUAUUCAUUCUCUAUAUCAAAUCUGUUUAAACUCGGUUUUGCUGUGAUUUCAAUAUUCUGCUUAUCAUUUGGUCCAUUUAUUGAUCAGUUACCACAGGUAUUUUCAAGACUGUUUCCAUUCAAGAGGGGAUUGUGUCAUGCAUAUUGGGCUCCUAAUUUUUGGGCUGUGUAUAAUUUUGCAGAUAAAGUGUUGCAAUAUGUGUGUAAGCGAUUGGAUAUAAAUGUCGCUAGCGGCACUGCUGCUAUGACUGGAGGACUCGUGCAAGAGUUUGAUCAUGCCGUUCUACCCACAAUAACACCGGGAGUGACGUUCGUACUUACAGCAUUGUCAAUGAUCCCCGCUCUAGUCAAACUGUGGCAUUUGGGUGCGGACAGAAGAUAUAGGUGUAUCAAUUUUAUAAGGUGUUUAGUGUUAUGCGCCACAUGCUCAUUUGUGUUUGGGUGGCAUGUCCAUGAGAAGGCGAUAUUGCUGAUUAUAAUACCUCUUAGCUUCCUAUCGGUGCUCGGUGAAGACGACGGUAAAUCAUUUUUAGUACUCUCCACUGUCGGGCAUUACUCCCUCUUCCCGCUGCUCUUUCAUAGGAAUUUACUGCCUAUUAAAGUACUUAUCUUCUUAACACACGUAGCGAUAGCUUACGGUAACAUUCCCCAGUUGUACGAAACACAUUACAAAGCUAAGUACGGUAAGAAACGUCAGUUCCUGUCCCUACCCAUGCUCGGUAGAAUAGAGUCGCUAUACCUUUACGGACUGAUGGUGGUAUUCCUCUAUGAUAAUGUGCUUCACGCGGCCUGGGGCCUGGAUAAGACCCUGCCGUUCCUACCUCUAAUGCUCACCUCGGUCUACUGUUCUAUAGGCGUUUUAUACUUUUGGUUAACUUACUACUACUAUUUUCUUACUUUUAACCUGAGCAAAGUUCCUAUAUUCACACCAUCGACGUCGAUAUACGAGAAGAAAGAGAAAUAAACAGCGAAAA